Messenger RNA from Daldinia caldariorum, 309 nucleotides. RefSeq lists its product as uncharacterized. The coding region runs from base 1 to 309 and encodes 102 amino acids. The transcript has 2 exons. NCBI's taxonomy places the organism in Eukaryota, Fungi, Ascomycota, Sordariomycetes, Xylariales, Hypoxylaceae. The record is from RefSeq and is a predicted model, not a curated record.
AUGUCCUACUUAAACACAAACAGCGCGAACGUGAUUGUUGAUCAUGACCUUCGCAACGCUCUGAUCAGAACCAACAUAGCCCUGCUUCAACGAGAGAUUCGUGAGAAAAAGAAUUGGUACACUAGCCGCCGUGUCGUAGUUCGGAAGCGCAACGGCCGCAUCCACCUUUCGCGGCUCGGUUCGCGGAAACAGACCGAGUACGUCCCGGUAGACUUCGAGGAGGAAGAGGAUUCCCAAGACACUAGCAGCUUCACGCUGGUCGACGAGACGUCGUCCUCGCGGUCGGCUAGCUUCAGCUCUAACUACUAA